AUGUCAAGGAAUAAUACUGAACAAGUUCAUCCAGCUCAAAACGACGACGUCGAAACAGCCUCAAUGGAUGAGUCAAAUUCCAAGGAGUCACACCAAAAGAGAGGUAUGAAACGAUUAUGCAUCGCAACCAUAAUCGUACUGCUCUUUACCGUUGUAGUUUUGGUGUUUACAACAACAAUCUUCCAUGUCCACACUCCCAAGUUUCGAAUUCGAUCAAUGACCAUUGAUGAGCUCACUACUAAGAGUAGCUCAAAUAAUGUCAUUGAUAUGAAAUUUGAAGCUGAAAUUGGCAUAAAGAACACCAACUUUGGCCAUUUCGAUUUCGAAAAGACCCAAGUUGGAUUCUUUUACAGGGGAACUCAUCUUGCUUUGGCCGAUGGUGAUGUGUUAGUUGAGGAAGGAAAAGUCAAACCUCGGUCAACUAAGAAGAUUCAAUUCACAGCUGAGAUUGGGACAAAAAAUUUGAUUUUGGAUGAUGAUAUUGAAUCGGGGUUUUUAACUUUGACUAGUAAGGCCAAGAUAAAUGGGACAUUUCACUUCAUGGAGUUGAUCAAGAGAAAUAGAUCUUCUGAGAUGAAUUGUAGUUUCACAAUUAAUUUGGACAAAAAAGUUGUCCAAGAUAUAAAUUGCCAAUAG
Messenger RNA from Cannabis sativa, 636 nucleotides. Its product is annotated as late embryogenesis abundant protein At1g64065-like. The transcript has a single exon. The coding region runs from base 1 to 636 and encodes 211 amino acids. Lineage: Eukaryota; Viridiplantae; Streptophyta; Magnoliopsida; Rosales; Cannabaceae. The record is from RefSeq and is a predicted model, not a curated record.